Microtus oregoni (creeping vole) is the source of this 1354-nucleotide messenger RNA. RefSeq names its product sushi repeat-containing protein SRPX-like. The coding region runs from base 1 to 1059 and encodes 352 amino acids. Lineage: Eukaryota; Metazoa; Chordata; Mammalia; Rodentia; Cricetidae. The transcript has 8 exons. The record is from RefSeq and is a predicted model, not a curated record.
AUGGCGGUUCCAGAAAAGCGAUGCCCUCCCCUUGCCAUGCCAUCAAAUGGAGGGUUUAAGUGUGUCGAUGGUGCCUACUUCAACUCUCGCUGUGAGUACUAUUGCUCACCGGGAUAUACAUUGAAAGGGGAGCGGACAGUCACGUGUAUGGACACCAAGACCUGGAGUGGCCCACCAGCCUCCUGUGUGGAUGUGGAACCUCCGAGAAUCAAGUGCCCAAGUGUGAAAGAACGUAUUGCUGAACCAAAUAAGCUGACAGUCCGGGUGUCCUGGGAAACCCCAGAGGGGAGAGAUACAGCAGAUGGUAUUCUUACUGAUGUUAUUCUAAAAGGCCUCCCUCCAGGCUCGAAUUUUCCAGAAGGGGACCACAAGAUUGAAUACACAGUCCAUGACAGAGCUGAGAACAAGGGCACCUGCAAGUUCCGAGUGAAAGUAAGAGUCAGACGCUGUGGCAAACUCAAUGCCCCAGACAAUGGUUACAUGAAGUGUUCCAGCGAUGGUGACAACUACGGAGCUACCUGUGAAUUCUCCUGUAUUGGUGGCUAUGAACUUCAGGGUAGUCCUGCCCGGGUUUGCCAAUCCAAUCUGGCUUGGUCUGGCACGGAGCCCAGCUGUGCAGCAAUGAAUGUCAAUGUUGGUGUCAGAACAGCAGCGGCACUCCUGGAUCAGUUUUACGAGAAAAGGAGACUUCUCAUUGUGUCCACACCCACAGCUCGAAACAUCCUCUACAGACUGCAGUUGGGGAUGCUGCAGCAAGCACAGUGUGGCCUGGAUCUUCGGCAUGUCACAGUGGUGGAGCUGGUAGGAGUGUUCCCGACCCUCAUUGGCAGGAUCAGAGCAAAGAUUAUGCCUCCAGCUCUAGCUCUGCAGCUCAGGCUGUUGCUUCGAAUCCCACUCUACUCCUUCAGCAUGGUGCUAGUGGAUAAGCAUGGAACGGACAAAGAACGCUAUGUCUCCCUAGUGACACCAAUGGCUCUCUUCAACCUCAUUGACACUUUCCCCUUGAGAAAAGAAGAGAUGAUCCUACAAGCUGAGAUGGGCCAGACUUGCAAUACCUGAUGUGAUGUUACAUUCUUGGUGGUUCCUCAUCUCUUUUUACGUAGUGCCCUGCCUUACAUAGUGAGUGCCUUUUACCUGGGAAGGCCUUAAAAAUAUCCUUGAUGUACAGAUUUUCAUUUGUAAUUUUUAAAGUCUAUUUUAUUAUGUGCUUUCUUGGCCCUUAAAAAUUGGCACAAUGUUUUUUUAACCUUGAAAUGUUUCAAAGUAUUGGAAUAUAUUUACUCUUUCUAACUCUCCCUUUAGUCUGGUAUUAGAAACUACAAUCGCACACAUACUCUCAGCGUAUUAUUCGUUG